Pelmatolapia mariae (spotted tilapia) is the source of this 1074-nucleotide messenger RNA. Its product is annotated as lysophosphatidic acid receptor 6-like. Gene Ontology annotation, cellular component: plasma membrane. Gene Ontology annotation, biological process: phospholipase C-activating G protein-coupled receptor signaling pathway; positive regulation of Rho protein signal transduction. Gene Ontology annotation, molecular function: lysophosphatidic acid receptor activity. Bases 1 to 1074 code for a protein of 357 amino acids. NCBI's taxonomy places the organism in Eukaryota, Metazoa, Chordata, Actinopteri, Cichliformes, Cichlidae. The transcript has a single exon. The record is from RefSeq and is a predicted model, not a curated record.
AUGGAUAACAGCACGGACUGCAACAAGAGUGACGACUUCAAGUAUAAUCUCUACGCCUCGGUUUUCUCCAUGGUGUUUGUAGUUGGACUUGCCUUCAACGCGGUGGCUGUGUACAUUUUUGGCUGUACGCUGAAGAUACGGAACGAGACCACGACAUAUAUGAUGAACCUCGUGGUUUCGGACUCUCUCUUUGUCCUCAGCCUGCCUUUUCGGAUUGUGUACUUCAUCAGACGUGACUGGCUCUUUGGAAGUGCGCUCUGUAAGAUCUCCGUGGCCCUAUUCUACACCAACAUGUACGGCAGCAUCCUCUUCCUCACCUGCAUCAGUGUCGAUCGUUUUCUGGCAAUUGUGUAUCCAUUUCGGUCCCAAACAAUUCGUACGAGGAAAAAUGCCAAGCUGGCCUGCCUUACAGUUUGGGUGAUCAUUCUCUCUGGAGGUAUAACCACUGGGGCCUUUUUGGACACCACUUCACCGAACAAUACCAACUCGGGUUCGGUAAACUCAACGCCACAUUUUUGCUUUGAAAACUACUCAAAAAAACAAUGGAAGGCUGAGCUUUCGUGGGUGGUGAUGUUUAUUGAGACUGCGGGCUUCCUUAUCCCACUGAUGUUGAAUGUGUUCUGCUCUGUCAUGGUGCUAAGGACAUUGAGGAACCCCAAAACCAUCAGCCGCGGAGGAAACCUCAACAAAACAAAAAUCCUGAGGAUGGUCUUUGUGCAUUUGCUCAUCUUCUGCUUCUGUUUCAUUCCCUACAAUGUGAAUCUCAUCUUCUACACCUUGGUCCGCUCCAAAAUCCUAAAGGGAUGCUUUGCAGAACAUGUUGUAAGAACCAUCUACCCCAUCGCUCUGUGCAUAGCGGUGACCAACUGCUGCUUUGAUCCAGUUGUCUACUACUUCACUUCAGAGGCCAUUCAAAGCUCCAUUAAACGAAAGUCUUCAGCUUGGCAAAAUGGUGCCAGGCUAUUCGAAAGACUACAGAUGGACAGCUCGCAAAGCAGCCCAAGUUCAACGCUCAAGAGUUCGACGCUGAAGAGUCUGAGACCCAAAAUAUUUGACAAUGAGUCCACGGUCUAA